Cercocebus atys (sooty mangabey) is the source of this 3004-nucleotide messenger RNA. RefSeq names its product radial spoke head 1 homolog (Chlamydomonas) (gene RSPH1). Gene Ontology annotation, biological process: spermatid development; axoneme assembly. Gene Ontology annotation, cellular component: nucleus; motile cilium. NCBI's taxonomy places the organism in Eukaryota, Metazoa, Chordata, Mammalia, Primates, Cercopithecidae. The record is from RefSeq and is a predicted model, not a curated record. The transcript has 5 exons. Bases 124 to 1101 code for a protein of 325 amino acids.
UUCCCGGCCGGGAGGGAGGCGGGGCCGGCCGCGUCUCCAUGGCGACGCAGGACGCAGCGGUGGAGGCGGUUGCUACCCACCUGCUAGAGGCGUUGCGGCUGGGAUCCAGGCUGGGGCGAGACCAUGUCGGACCUGGGCUCGGAGGAGUUGGAGGAGGAGGGAGAGAAUGAUAUUGGGGAAUAUGAGGGGGCUCGGAAUGAGGCAGGCGAAAGGCACGGACGCGGGAAGGCGCGGCUACCUAAUGGGGACACCUAUGAAGGGAGCUACGAAUUCGGUAAAAGACAUGGCCAGGGGACCUACAAAUUUAAAAAUGGUGCUCGAUAUAUCGGAGAAUAUUUUAGAAAUAAAAAGCACGGUCAAGGCACUUUUAUAUAUCCAGAUGGAUCCAGAUAUGAAGGAGAGUGGGCAAACGACCAGAGGCACGGCCACGGUGUAUACUACUACGUCAAUAAUGACACCUACACCGGAGAGUGGUUUACUCACCAAAGGCACGGGCAAGGCACCUAUUUAUACGCAGAGACGGGCAGUAAGUAUGUUGGCACCUGGGUGAACGGACAGCAGGAGGGCGCGGCCGAGCUCAUUCACCUGAACCACAGGUACCAGGGCAAGUUCUUGAACAAAAAUGUAAGUCCAUGGGAAGUGACAUUUGCCAAUAAAGUCCAAAAUAACCCCCUCUGGCAGCCUGUGCAAAUGUGUGACCAGAGAAUACUAAAAACUCAGAGAAAACUGAGUCCAGCCUAUUCAAAUGUGGGGAACAAGACAGCUGUGCCAUUCUCUGAGCCUCUGGUACCCACAGAGGACAGAACUGGGGGGAGGGAGGGUUUGGCCCAUUUCUCUGGGUCUCAGUACAAACUCCCACUGUCUUUCAGCGGGGACCUGUUGCAUUGUUAUAGAACACGUGGGGGCAUCGGAACCUCUUGUGUGUAUUCCUUCUCAUCGGUAAAUCAGAUACCAAAUAUCUGUUUCCUGCAAUUGAGCACAGAGGGGUUUGUGUUUUGUUUCUCUGGAAGGGGUGGUGCGCCAUCCCUGGGGAGGAAGACCCCCAGCUCCCUCCUCGUGCUGCAGGCCAGCCUGCAUGCUCCUAGUCGUGGUGGGAAUUGAGGCUGCCGAGGGCCUGGCCCUGGGUCUGGAGGCUUGCCAGCUUCCAGCACCCACGGUGGGCCGUUUCUGCUCGGAAGACUUGGUGGUUCCUCUUGCCCUUCUUGUACAGAGAAACCUUGAAUAAUUCAGAAGCUAAUACUCAGGCCAUUGUGGCAGCUCUGAUCAGGGGUUGAGCAGAAACUUUCCCUGAAGGGAGAAUUUGCGAACAAAUUGGUGGUGUUAGAAGUUGACAGAGGGAAUGUUUAGCUGAUUUAAUGAAGUCUCUUCAGACUCUUAGAACCCAGUUUUCAUUUAUAUAUAAUUCAUGCCCUAACCACAGAUUUUACUUUUAGUCUUCAUUAAAACAGCACAUUCCCCUCAAACCCACACAUUGUUUAUAUAAUUCCCAGCAAAUUUUUAUGGGUCUUUUUGGAGGAGAUGGGAAGGUGGUUGCAGAGGAAGGGAAUUUGAUGAAAAUGAAUCUGGAAGAAUCAAUCAGCUUGUCCAGCCUAAACCAGUCUGAAAAACCAGGGUUAAAAUGGAGGCUUGGCUUUGCUAGUUAGUAAAAAACUUUAAAUUAUACAAAUAAUACACAAGUACAUUUCAAUUGUAAAGCAUUUAAACACGAGGAUCCUGCCCCACUGCCCUGGGCCCAAUCCUUCCGUGCUAUUUCUGUGUGUCAUGUAAGUACAUUCUAAUACAGUCAUCUGACACAGAAUUAUUGUUUGGGGGUUUUAAUUACAUAAUUAGGAUCAUACUGUAUUGGGAUACAAAAAUAUACAUAAAGAUACAUCUUUGUCAUUUUGCAUAUUUGAGACUAUUAUGUAGGUUAGAUAAUGGAAUUGUGAAACCUUUGAGGAUUGGCAUUUAAAAUCACAAUCGGUAGUGCCCGUUUUCCUAAAAACUGGUGUCAGUUAAUCCUCUUGCCAAUAGAAUAUGAGUCUCUUUGGCAUAUAUUCUCAUCAGCAUUGGAUAUUCUCAGUCUUUAAUGUUGUUUUUGUUUUUUUCCAAUCUUAAGGGUAAAAAAUGUCAUCUCAUUGUUUUAAUGUGUACUUCCCCGAUUACUAGUGAGGUCAAACAUCUUGUCACCCGUUUAUUGCUGGUUUGUGUGUCUUCCUCAGAAAAUUCCCUGUACAUGUCCUUGUGGACAAGUUAUCAGUACUACAAAGCUCCAAUAAUUAAAACAGUGUGAUACCAGGAUGCACACACACACACACACACACACACACACUGAUGAAGCAAAUUAGAAAGUUUAGAGACAGGUUCCAGUACAUAAAAUAAUUUCACACACAAUAAGGAUGUCAAAUUAAUAAAGGGAUGAUGGGAGGAGUCAAGACAUAGUGCUAGGAACUCUUGAUAAUUAUUUGGGAGGAAAAUAAUAGUUUUGCCUUCACACAGAUGAAGAUACUUUCCAGAAGAAGUAAAGACUUAAGUGUACCCUAGGAAAUAUAGAAAAAAAUGUCGAUGAAUAUUAACGUUGAAAUGAGGAAAGAGAACUUUCUAAACAGAAAUAGAAAGGAAAAACCAGUAAGUUUAGCUUCAUAAAAAUAACUUCUUAUAGAUUAGAAAAUGCUGUAAAGAAAAUCUGAGAGAUGACUGUCAAAUGGAAGAGAAUAUUUGCAACGUUUAAUAUAUAAAGUGUUUUAUCAAUCAAUGUGAUUUAAAUGGCUAAAAAUGUUGAAAAAAAUGCAGGCUUACUAACAACUGAAAUGAAGUGAAUUAAAAGUGUGAGACCCCAUUUUUUUUUUUAAAAAACAUGUAAAAAUAGAAAAUUUUUACACUCCUAAAAUCAAGAGUUUGAGGAUCUGGGACUCUUAAGUGCAGUUGUGGGAAUGAAGUGAUCAGAGCCUCAUCUAAUCAAAAUACAUGUAUGCUUUUGUCCAGAAAUUCUGAGAAUUUAAGAACGGUAUCAAAAGCGUACAUA